This is a messenger RNA of Fulvia fulva, 714 nucleotides long. RefSeq lists its product as uncharacterized. The record is from RefSeq and is a predicted model, not a curated record. The transcript has 2 exons. The coding region runs from base 1 to 714 and encodes 237 amino acids. Lineage: Eukaryota; Fungi; Ascomycota; Dothideomycetes; Mycosphaerellales; Mycosphaerellaceae.
AUGAGCGCCGACAAGGACCCUCUCUCGAAAACGCAACCACUACUCAAACGGCUUAAGGAUGAGACAUUCGAGCACAAAGCCUAUGGCAACCUCUCUUCCAAGGUCCAGGGUGAACGCAAACGACAAGUCAAGAAUCUCGAGAGAGUGACAGGCGGCGGACCGUUUGCAUGGAUUCCACAGGAGUACCUAGCCAAGGUCAACGUUCAGGAUCCCUUGGAAAACAGUUCUAAUCUGCUCGAUCUCGUACUGGACAUCUACGAUGCCAUGCUUCGAGAGAAAGAAGCGACAUCAGCACCACAGGCCGCCAGGCCACGAGCGAUCAAGCCACAAGGACUUGGUCGCACAGCAAGCUCAGCGGCUCCCAACGCAAAGGCUCCAACAACGUACACUGUCUCUCCCAACGGCCGCCAUAUCGAUAUUACCACCCCACCAGGGUCACCUCCACCGGCAGCGAAACCAGCUCAGCCAGUUUCCAAGUCAAGGGCGCCUACAGCUGCAACUCCACAAUCAACACCAGCACAGCCUCGACCUGUUCCUGUCCUUCCUCAGGCCGUAAAACUUGGAGGUGAAACAAGCAAGAAGAAGCGGAAAGCACCAGAGAUUGAGGACGUGGAGGAGACGGAUGGGGCCAAGAUUGACAGAGAGUUUCGGGAGGAGGUCGCUGCCGCGAUGGUGAAUAGAGACGAGAAGAGACGGAAGCUGGGCGAACAGUGA